CAAAUAUUACGGCAUGCCCGUGGAAAUGCCACAAAGGUGAUAUUUCUCAUUACUGAUGGAUAUUCCAAUGGGGGAGACCCAAGACCCAUUGCAGCAUCCUUGCGUGAAUUUGGAGUGGAGAUCUUCACCUUCGGGAUAUGGCAAGGAAAUAUCCGAGAACUGAACGACAUGGCAUCCCAUCCAAAAGAAGAUCACUGUUACCUUCUUCACAGUUUUACUGAGUUUGAAGCUCUGGCACGCAGGGCUCUUCAUGAAGACCUGCCCUCUGGCAGCUAUAUCCAAGAAGAUCUCUCACAUUGUUCGUAUCUCUGUGAGGCAAAUGAAAACUGCUGCGACAUCAUGGCGAGCUGCAAAUGCGGCACUCACACUGGCCAGUUUGAGUGCAUCUGUGAAAAAGGAUACUAUGGGAAAGGACUACAACAUGAAUGCACAGCUUGUCCACCAGGAACAUACAAGCCUGAAGGUUCACCAGGAGGAAUCAGCACUUGCAUCUCAUGUCCCGAUGAGAAUCAUACCUCUCCACCAGGAAGUACCUCCAUUGAGGACUGUACAUGCCAGGAGGGGUAUCAUGCUGUAGGGCAGACCUGUGAAGUUGUUCACUGCCCUGAACUGAAGCCCCCUGAAAAUGGUUACUUCAUCCAGAAUGUCUGCAACAAUUACUUUAAUGCUGCCUGUGGGAUCCGAUGUAAAGCAGGGUUUGAUCUUGUGGGAAGCAGCAUUCGUCUUUGCCAGCCAAAUGGCCAGUGGUCUGGAUCAGAGGCUACUUGCAGAGUUCGAUCAUGUCCCAAACUUCAGGCUCCCGAAAAUGGACACGUUAAUUGUUCAACGGCUGAUAUCUCCUAUAAGACAGUAUGUUUUGUGACCUGCAAUGAGGGCUAUGAAAUAGAAGGAAACGCCAAACUCACCUGCCAGGGAAACUCACAGUGGGAUUCAAAGGAGCCAAAGUGUGUGG
Eurypyga helias (sunbittern) is the source of this 952-nucleotide messenger RNA. Its product is annotated as sushi, von Willebrand factor type A, EGF and pentraxin domain-containing protein 1-like. Gene Ontology annotation, biological process: negative regulation of complement activation, classical pathway. The transcript is spliced from 5 exons. Lineage: Eukaryota; Metazoa; Chordata; Aves; Eurypygiformes; Eurypygidae. The annotation marks the transcript as partial. The record is from RefSeq and is a predicted model, not a curated record.